Molecule: messenger RNA, 615 nt
Organism: Galeopterus variegatus (Sunda flying lemur)
Lineage: Eukaryota; Metazoa; Chordata; Mammalia; Dermoptera; Cynocephalidae
Gene: FAM180B
Product: family with sequence similarity 180, member B
Source: RefSeq, a predicted model, not a curated record
GGCAGGCAGAUGAGGGAGCCGAGAGCUGCUGGGGAAGAGACUCAGACGACGUGGUGGAGAAUGGCUGCAACACUGCAGUUCUUGGUUUACCUAGUUGUAGCUAUUUGCCUCCUUCUCCCUGGGGUUACUACAACCCAGCACCAUGCAGGGCAGCCCAUGGACAGCACCAGCGUGGGAGGUGGCCUGCAGGAGCCAGAGGCCCCGGAAGUGAUGUUUGAGCUGCUCUGGGCUGGACUGGAGCUGGAUAUCAUGGGGCAGCUGCACAUCCAGGAUGAAGAACUAGCAUCCACACAUCCAGGCCGCCGACUCAGGCUCCUCCUACAGCACCGGGUGCCCAGAGACUUGGAGGGUGCUGAGCAGCAGCUGAAGCAGCUCCAGAACCUGCGGAAGGGGCCUCCUCUCAGCCCUUGGGACUUUGAACACAUGCUCCUCACAGGCCUGUCCUGUGUCUACCGGCUCCAUGCAGCUAGUGAGGCUGAGGAGAGGGGUCGUUGGGCCCAGGUCUUCACCCUCCUGGCACAGGAAACACUCUGGGACCUGUGCAAGGGCUUCUGCCCCCAGGACCAGGCCCCUUCGCUGGGGCCCUGGGCAUUGAUCCUUGACCCUUUCCCCUGA